Podospora pseudopauciseta is the source of this 2450-nucleotide messenger RNA. RefSeq lists its product as uncharacterized. The transcript is spliced from 3 exons. Bases 641 to 2143 code for a protein of 500 amino acids. Lineage: Eukaryota; Fungi; Ascomycota; Sordariomycetes; Sordariales; Podosporaceae. The record is from RefSeq and is a predicted model, not a curated record.
UUUCAAACGGUGCAAGACAACCCCCAAUCACACCAACCAUAGAGGUUGAACCCCCGCCCGCCACCAUGGGCCACCCUUUUAAUGCGUUGAACAGGACCCUGGAGGUGGUUGACGGCUGAGUCUAAUGAGUGGGAGGUGUGUCCAGCUCGGUGGCUGUUGUCUGUGUUUGUGCUGUUGUUUCCCUUCACCAACAACAAUCCAAGUCUUGUCACUGUCACAUCUGCAAAAGCACAAGCUUCCAGUCUCUUUUCCUCCAGGGACCCAUCCAGACAAAAGUGCGCGCUUAACCUGACAUCCCGAAGAUCGAAGCACGUUUCUCCUCUGUUUUACUCUAUAAUACCGUCAUCGUGCCACCAGGAAAGAAGAGAGGCAGGUCGGAAUGUCACACAGAGAAUCUGGACGGCAAUAAACGUCUAUUCUUCCCGUUCCUAGCUGCUGCAUCCUCCCCGCACAGCACCGCAUAAUACCCAGUACCCGAAAGGAAUAACGACAGACGAAAGACGGCAGAACCCAGCGAGCGGUUCAUUUCUGCAACUGCAACCAAACCACAUAAACUCAGACGCCACGCAUCACCACAGGUAAGAGAUCAUCCUCACUGCUCCUCCAACCGUGCGCGUGGAGGAGGGCUACCUAAGGCAGGAUGCCGUCCACUGCUGCUCGCCUUGCCCUCGCGGUUCUGGUGACAGUAACGACCUCACCGCUGGCCGCCAACGCUCUGCUGGGCACACCUGGAUCACCAUGCGAGAAGCACUGCAGCAACCAGCAGGACCACACGGCGCGGGAUGAGAUUGUUUGUGAUAGGGGCAGCAUAGGGAAGACAGCGGCUGGGAUAGUAUGGGAGAACUGCAUCAAUUGCCAGCUGAGGAGCAACUACACAUCUGGGACCAUGUCGGAUCAGGCUGCUUUGCUUUACAACCUUCGAUUUGCCAUGGACACCUGCCUAUGGCAUAGUGGCGACAGCACACCAUGCACCGGAUCGACAGCAUGCGGUCCGCUGGAAGAUGCCGUGGAGUUUCGCAGGAAUGACACUUCCGGCCGAACCCCAUACGGCUUCUGUGACCUAUGGGAAGAGAACUUUAUUCCUCGAUGCUCACCAUGCCUAGUUGGUGAACAGCGAGGUCGCGGCCUCUUCCUCAACAACUACCUCUGGAUCCUCGAGGCUGCUUGCGAACAGAAACCAGAUCCAGGAUAUACCAUCGCCAUCCAAGGCGAAGUCUUUGGUGAAAACACCGUCACCAUCGUUCCACCAGAAACCACCCUCGUCGGCGUCCCAACGCCAGAUUAUGGCCCUGUCUCCCUCGGCGCUAGGGUGGGCAUCGCCUUUGGUGGCAUUGCGCUUCUUCUUAUUUUGGCCGGCUUCUUCAUUGUCUGCAAUGGCAAGAGAAGAAGACGGGCUUUUUUAAGGGAGCUGGAAAAGCGCCACGCGCAAGCAAACCACAGGUAUGGUGGCGGAGGAAGUGACAUGUUUGAGACACCGGUUAGUCAGCGACCACUUAGGGGGUGGGAGAAUGAGAGCCCUGUCUCUGCAGCCACCGAGGCGACGGAACGGACACUACCGCGAUAUAUCUCGCCAUACACGAGCACCUACAACAGCCCCGUUUCUGGACCAGGAGGGUCGGCGACGGUAGCGGCAAACUGGCCGUCGCUGUCACCACAGCAGAUGCACAGCCAACGACUGGAUCAGUUAUUACAGCAGCAGUCACCUGCGCACGGGUCCCCGCCACCGGCUUUUACACAGUGGCCUUCGGUUGGGCAGGAGAAGAUGGUUAUGCAGACGUAUACGCAGCAUGAGAAGCGACAGAAUGAGAUUGCUAUCGGGCUUGCGCUGGGAGGGGAUGAGGCGAGCUUGAGGAGCAAGCCGUCGAAUGGGACGAUGAAUAAUGAUCGGUAUGGGUACCCGGUGGAGGACAAAGGGAAGCAGAGGGAUGAGGUGUAUGAGUUGAAGGAGGUCGAGAGUCCGUAUAAUGGGCAGGGUGGGGAGGGGAUGGUGCAUGGGAGUAAUAAUCCUUAUUAUCAGAUGCCGAGCCCACCACAGGCACCGGUGCUGCACCACCCUGGUUAUGGGAGAGCACAUGGGAGUCGGCCUGGGUCGGGUGAUAAGGGGGCGACGGGGUUGGGGUUGCAGAGUGUGCCUGUCUCCUGAUGGAGAGAGCGGGCGUGUUUUUGUUGGUUUUGGUUUUGAACUGCUUUGAGCUAUAAUACCCGCCCCCUGAGAUGAUAGGGUGCAUUUGGAGUUGGGUUUUGAGAUGACGGGUUUUUUGUUGGGGUCUUGGAUAGUGUAUAAGGUUGGAUAUGGGUAUAUAUUUGCGAGAAAGGGGUCGGUACAUCUUCCCUGGGAUGAGUAGAUAGGAGAUACUACCAGGUAUUAUGAAGGUGCUCCAGAUGAUGCUGUCUGUAGAGUUUAGCCACGAUAUUAUCACAUCACAGUUGCCACUUCUCAACCAAACUGC